AUGGAGCCACGUAGCCUCCUCAUUUCGACUCUUUGUCAGCACUCUAUUUUACUUGGACUUCUUAUCCUGUUCGCAGGCGCGUUUUUCGUACGAGUUAUUUGGUCCUAUCGCCGCUUGCAAGCCUUCAAAGGUCCGUUCUGGGCAAGCAUCAGUCCGAUAUGGCUUGCUAUGCAUACGAUGUCUGGUAAACUUCAUUUACGUCUAGGAGAGGUGAAUAGGCAGUACGGUUCUUUGGCUAGAAUCGCUCCCAACUUUCUCCUUACAAAUGAUCCGUUUUUUCUGCGACGCAUGAGUUCAGUUCGAUCCCCAUACACCAAGGGCAAAUCGUAUGAUGGCAUGAAGUUGGAUCCUGAUGCUCAGAAUACAUUAUCAGAGAAGGACGAGCAGAAGCACACGGCAAUGCGUGCCAAGGUCGCCAAUGGUUAUGCCGGCAAAGACAAUAUGUCUCUGGAAUCCUCCAUCGAUGUUCAUGUCAUGGAUAUGGUGCACCUCAUCGAGAACCAUUUCCUUUCGAUCCACGGAGCGUACCGUCCUAUGGACCUAGCUCGCAUUGCACAAUACUUCACCGUCGAUGUACUCACAGACAUUGCGUUCUCAAGGCCUUUCAACAUGCUCAAGAAUAAUGAUGACAUCCACGAUUACAUCGAGACUGUCAGAUCAAGUCUCCCAGUCCUGCAAGCUCGAGCCAACAUUCCCUUCAUCAAAACAUUCCUCGAGAUUGGUUUUCUAAGGAGGAUAUUACCCACUACGACACAGGACAAGUUCGGCAUGGGGACUAUGUUGGCCGUUGCGAAAGAAGCUGCUGCAGAGAGAUUUCGUCCGGAUGCCAAACCACAAAAUGAUAUGCUUGGAAGCUUUGUCCGAAACGGCCUCACCCAAGCACAAACAGCCGCGGAAGCUCUUCUUCAAAUAAUCGUAGGAGUAGACUCCACCGCAACCGCCGUCCGCACAAUCAUGUAUCACAUCAUGACCAAUCCACGCAUCCUUCAGAAACUGCACGCUGAGCUCGAUAACGCAGUCCUAACACGACCUGUCCUUCUCGAUUCUGAAGCUGCAUCACUUCCCUACCUCCAAGCCUGUAUCCAGGAAGGCCUUCGCCAUUGGCCCCCCAUCGCAGCCCUGACGCUCAAAGUGGUACCGGCAGGAGGAGAUACCUACAACGGCGUCUUCAUACCAGGAGGUACAGAAAUUGCAUACUCAGCUUGGGCUCUCCACCACAGCAAAGCCAUCUUCGGACAGGAUGCAGAUAUAUACAGACCGGAGCGCUGGCUUGAAGCCGAAGGCGAAGAAUUACGGGAGAUGAAGGGUACUGUAGAUCUGGUGUUCGGAAGCGGGAAGUAUAGAUGUCUUGGGAAGAAGAUCGCUGGUCUGGAAUUGAACAAGAUUUUCGCUGAGAUGUUCCUCAGAUUCGAUUUCGCAGUUAUAGAUCCGCAGAAGGGAUUCAAGAGUAGGUUUCAUGGAUUGUUCAUGCAGUCGGAUAUGAAUGUUGUUGUUUACCCUCGAAAUCAGGUAUAG
Molecule: messenger RNA, 1515 nt
Organism: Mollisia scopiformis
Lineage: Eukaryota; Fungi; Ascomycota; Leotiomycetes; Helotiales; Mollisiaceae
Product: cytochrome P450
Exons: 5
Coding region: 1-1515 (504 amino acids)
Molecular function (GO): oxidoreductase activity, acting on paired donors, with incorporation or reduction of molecular oxygen; iron ion binding; heme binding
Source: RefSeq, a predicted model, not a curated record